This is a messenger RNA of Chara braunii, 1489 nucleotides long. The record is from the annotation of a GenBank genome assembly. Lineage: Eukaryota; Viridiplantae; Streptophyta; Charophyceae; Charales; Characeae.
CGUUGCUGCCAUCCCCAUUGCUGCCUAGACGGCUGGACUAUGCGGCCACGAUUCUUUUGGCACCUGUAUGGUCAUAUGCGGUGGCCCCGCCAUGUCCCGCUGGAGGCGGUUCUCUUCCAGGAGAUCGUAGCGACGCUUUGCGUUCUUCACCCGUUUCACGUCGACGAGGCGACGGGUUUGUUUGCGGUGCCGCCUCAGGCUCCCUUUGUCGAUCCAGAUUCCACACCUCCGUUGAACGAUGAGGAUGGCUCAGCGGCACUCGGCGGCACGCCGUGUUCGGGCGGCAACAACAUCGUGCGAGUGUGUGUGUGGGACGCGUGUCGGAGACGGUUGUACGCUCUCCGCGACGCUAUGGCCGGUCUGGGUGACCAUUGUGGACCGGUCAGCGACGUUAUUGAUCGGCUGCUGCACUGGUCCUUGCCUGCCAUCCAAGCGGGCCGGGAGUUUGGAGACGAGGUAGGAGAUGUGAUUUCUUCUUCGUUGCCAUCUCGGGUGUGCGGUCGAGAUUUCACGUUGUGUUAUAUGCCAGGCGAUUCCGGUGUUGACUAUGGUCAGGGGGGUUCGCAGGGUUCAGCGAGCGGAGGGUUGGGUGAGUCUCAUGAUGGAUCGCAGUUCAUGCAGUUCACGAAGAAGCGGCUAAAGGAGGCGUUGGAGCAGCGUUUUGGACCUGACAUCCUCACACCUGUUGAGGAGCGCCUGAAGAAAUCGGACUUCGUUGCUGUCGUCAUGCGAAAGAUGUACCCCUACGGAUCGAGGUUGAAUGCUCGAGCGUUGGAGACUGAUCCAGACGGCUUGACAGAGUAUCAUGCGCAUGAGGUUGGGAUGUGGUUCCUCCGCGCUUGCCAGCUGUGCAGGGAGGAGGGCGGAGACGCCGACAGUCUACACCGCCACAUCAUGUUGGUCGCCGAUCAUUGGGCUGGUGAUCAUUCGGGAUGUGUGGACGGUAGGGAGGUUCUGUGCGAGAAGGCCUGUGGGCGUGCACGAUUGCCUUUGUAUAGCUGCACGGACACGGUCUACGAGCUCGUUCUGCGUGUUCUCAAUAAACAAUGCAACACUAACAUCACGCCGUACUACGUCGAGUUUCUGCAUACAUCGGCGGUGGAGACUUUUCAGGGCACCAUCAUUAUCUAUGCGAAGAAGUCGGUGCAUUUUGAGAAGUCUUUCUGUGCACGUUUGUCGAUCGCAGUGAUUCGGUGGAACAGUCACUGCUGGUGCGACCCGGUCGGGUAUGUUGCUCGCAUUGCUGCGGGCACUUCCAUACAUGCGAGACCAGGCUUCCGUCGACACUACGGUCACGAGGCGAUCGACUGUUGGGAGGACAGAUUGGCGGAGUCAGUGUUCGGUUCGGCUCAUGUUUCAGACUGGGGCUCGAGAGCUUCUGCGGCAGGAGGUUUGUCCUUAUGGAGUCGGGCCAUUGCCGCGUGAUUUGUUCGUCAACGGUGGGGGCGACGCAGUGGAAGUUGUUGAUGAUGCUGCCUCAAAUUCCGAC